AUGCCAACUCCUGUUUGCAAGCAGAACAACAUCCCCCUGGACACCCAAGGUAACGCGGUCGUUACCACCCCUGAAGCUGUUCCUGACCAGUUCCUCUUCCUGUUCUACACCAACCGCCUGGGGUUGUACCCAUUUGUGGAUGAGGCCACCAAUAAAGAGAUCAAUGGAGGCAUCCCACAGAAGGGCAACCUGACGGCCAGCUUAGAUAUAGCCCAGUGGGAUGUCGCCCACUAUAUGCCUUCAGAAACCUCCCUUGCUGAGAGCAAGCUGGCUGAGGACCUGGUCCACACUCUGGGUGAGAAUGCAGCUGUAGGGGCCUCAGGUUCAGUGCUCUGGGGUGGCAGUGCAGAUUUCCAUGACAAGGCAUCAUGUGAGGCCUUAUCCUCCUACCUGACCUCCACCUUGAACCCCUACAUCGCCAAUGUGACGGCAGCUUCCAGGCUCUGCAGCGAGUCACUCUGCCAGGGUAACGGGCGCUGCAUCCGGAAGGACUACAACUCUGACGUCUACCUGCACCUGAAUCCUGCCAGCUUCUCUGUCCGAAAAUCCAACGGGAAGUACGUGGCGGUGGGCAUUCCCACCCUCUCUGACCUCACCUACUUCUCCGAUCACUUCACCUGCCAGUGCUACGCUGGGCUGAGCUGCUCGCCCCGGAUAGCGAGCGAGCUCCCUAUCGAACCCGUGGCCAUUCCUGUGUAAC
Messenger RNA from Paramormyrops kingsleyae, 700 nucleotides. The record is from RefSeq and is a predicted model, not a curated record. Lineage: Eukaryota; Metazoa; Chordata; Actinopteri; Osteoglossiformes; Mormyridae.